AUGUCCGAGAGCGACGAAUACGAUGAUUACUCUUCGGACAUCGACUACGAAACUGAGGAUGAGAACAGCGAUUUUAAAAAGCGCAAGACCGUGCCAUUAGCGUUCACAAAGUCGUACGCCCCUGACUGGACCGAGAAAGAUGCUUUCAGAGAGUUCUAUCAAAAUUGGCGAGACGGCAUUAUUGAGUCUUUCAACCUACGACCCGAUUUGGUCCGGCCGGUCUUCGCACGGAAUGACCAUCAUGAGAUUCACAUCACCGCAUCGUUGGUUGCCGAGUCCACCGCAGGCACAUCUACCCCAAGAUUGUUUGGAUAUAUCAUCUUCAAGAGCCAACCAGGAAGCCUGGAGAUAACCAAUUUCGAGGCUAAACUGGAACGCAGACAUCUUCACUUGGGAGAAACGAACAAACGCGAUGACCCACGCUCUGCAGGAGGUCACGGUGAGGGCUUCAAAGUGGGAGCACUGGUAUUGCGUCGAAGCGGCUAUUCUGUAAAAUUCGAGACCAAUUCUCUAUAUUGGAACUUCGGUUUCGCAAGAGACCGCGCUCUUCUCUGUUGCGCCCUAACCAAACCACAACAGUCAGUGCUGAUCAAACAGGCAGAGAAGUGCCGGAAACAGAAAGGCACGCCAAAUCAAACACGAGGGCUUGUUGCACGCAUCCGAGAGGACAUGACUGUCAAAAUCGGUAAAUCGACAGACGACAAGCAUGGCGUUAGACCCAAGAAAAGAGGGAUCUCGGAGGAGACUUUCCGUGCCUGGCUCACGGUUUCGCUUGAUCUAGAUCCGCCCAAUGCAGCGCAGGUAAUACACACACCUGCUGGUGAUCUGAUAGGUGAUCCCCGGUAUCGUGGUCGGGUCUACCUCAAAGGUCUUCUUGUUAGCGAAUACGGUGACCACAAGUCUGGUGGGAAGAACUACCGGUUUGGUUACAAUUUCAACAGCGGAAAAGUCAACCGCGACCGGCAGAGCGUUGUGGAUCUGAAUGAAGAGGCGAGAAUGUUAGCCAACAUCUGGGAAUCAGCCAUCGCCAUGAAAGGGGUGGCCAUCAUUGAUUCUUAUGUCAAUUUGUUCAACCAAGAUGGGGAGGUUCCGGACAUAGCGAUGGCAUUGGACCAUGUUUCGCGUCUUACAGCAGUGAACAUCUGCAAAUAUCUCAAGAUGUUCCAUCCAGAAGCGUUCUUCUACUCGGACCGACAGGAAAGCGAGCAGAAUCCAACUACAGACGAAGACAUUAUCUCACAAGAACUCAAGAAGAAGCCUUUCAAGCUGGCGAAGAAGCUUUGGCAGAUCAUUCGCAAAUAUGAAGACCAACAGGGCCGACAAUUGAUGCUUACACCUCUUCAAGAAAGAAAGCGCUUGUUCUAA
Messenger RNA from Cladophialophora yegresii CBS 114405, 1365 nucleotides. RefSeq lists its product as uncharacterized. The record is from RefSeq and is a predicted model, not a curated record. The transcript is spliced from 3 exons. Lineage: Eukaryota; Fungi; Ascomycota; Eurotiomycetes; Chaetothyriales; Herpotrichiellaceae. Bases 1 to 1365 code for a protein of 454 amino acids.